AUGGCACAGUGGUGGCAGAUUCUCUUGGGGUUGUGGAUGGUCAUGCCCACCUCAUCGGGGGACAAGCCAGUCAACAUCUGCAUGAAUGCCAAGCACCACAAGCGAGAGCCUGGCCCAGAAGACAAGCUCUACUUGGAGUGUGCUCCCUGGAAGGACAAUGCCUGCUGCACGCCCACCACAAGCUGGGAGGCCCACCUGGAUGAGUCCUUGCUCUUUAACUUCAGCAUGAUGCACUGUGGACUGCUGACCCCCAUGUGCCACAAGCACUUCAUCCAGGCUAUCUGUUUUCACGAGUGUUCCCCCAACCUGGGGCCUUGGAUCCAGCCGGUGGCCCCGAACAGGCAAGAAGAACGGGUUUGGGGUGUGCCACUGUGCUGGGAGGAUUGCGGGGAGUGGUGGAAAGACUGCAGCUCAUCUUACACUUGCAAAUCCAACUGGCAUAGUGGCUGGGACUGGAGUCAGGGGAAAAACCGCUGCCCAGUACAGGCGCCCUGCCGCCCUUUCUCAGAUGUAUUCCCCACCCCCACUGAUCUGUGUGAGAAGAUCUGGAGCAACACAUUCAAGGCCAGUCCUGAGCGCAGGAAUAGCGGCCGGUGUCUGCAGAAGUGGUUUGAGCCCACCCAGGACAACCCUAACGUGGAAGUGGCCCUCCACUUUGCCGGCUCUGCCUCAGCCCGGGAGCUUCCUUACAGCCUCACAGCCUUCUCUCUGUACCUGCUGCUCCAUUCCUGA
Molecule: messenger RNA, 732 nt
Organism: Arvicola amphibius (Eurasian water vole)
Lineage: Eukaryota; Metazoa; Chordata; Mammalia; Rodentia; Cricetidae
Gene: Izumo1r
Product: IZUMO1 receptor, JUNO
Exons: 4
Coding region: 1-732 (243 amino acids)
Biological process (GO): fusion of sperm to egg plasma membrane involved in single fertilization; sperm-egg recognition; cell adhesion
Cellular component (GO): external side of plasma membrane
Molecular function (GO): signaling receptor activity
Source: RefSeq, a predicted model, not a curated record